Aspergillus terreus NIH2624 is the source of this 312-nucleotide messenger RNA. RefSeq names its product cupin domain-containing protein. Lineage: Eukaryota; Fungi; Ascomycota; Eurotiomycetes; Eurotiales; Aspergillaceae. The record is from RefSeq and is a predicted model, not a curated record. The transcript has a single exon. The coding region runs from base 1 to 312 and encodes 103 amino acids.
AUGCGUCCCUCGGCCGUGAGUCCAAUGCACAGAACUACCUCGCUGGACUAUGGAGUGGUCUUGGAGGGAGAGGUUGAGCUGAUCCUGGAUUCCGGGGAGACCCGUCUGAUGAAGCGUGGCGACGUCUCUAUCCAACGGGGCACGAACCAUGCCUGGAGGAAUGUGACGCCUCCGGUGAAGGAUGAAAAUGGGAACUUGGUUCCACAAUGGGCACGUAUGCUGUAUGUUUUGCAGCCGGCGGAGGAGAUUGAGAUUGGGGGGAAGAAGCUGGGUGAGGAGCUGGGCGAUAUGGGUGUGAGACCAAGUACAUGA